Molecule: messenger RNA, 12959 nt
Organism: Rattus norvegicus (Norway rat)
Lineage: Eukaryota; Metazoa; Chordata; Mammalia; Rodentia; Muridae
Gene: Prkdc
Product: protein kinase, DNA-activated, catalytic subunit
Biological process (GO): positive regulation of platelet formation; double-strand break repair via nonhomologous end joining; regulation of circadian rhythm
Cellular component (GO): nucleolus; nucleus
Molecular function (GO): kinase activity; transferase activity; double-stranded DNA binding
Source: RefSeq, a predicted model, not a curated record
GGCGUGUUUACAUCUGAGCUUUCCUGAGUACAAGCACCAAUCUGUGGUAUAAGGCUUGGUCAGACUUGUUCUGUUCUUUUGUGAUCCUAUGUGCACAAGUUAAGCGCUACAGACCUGUAGGCUGGUGCACGCUUUCACCCCCUCCCGCGAGAGUAUAAGUGAGCGGUUCCCGCUGGGCCUUCAGGAGAGGCUUGGGAAGGGGACUGUGGUGCGCAUGCGCUAAGCGGUUCCGGCACUAUGGCGGACCCGGGGGCCGGCUUGCGGUGCUGGCUACUACAGCUGCAGGAGUUCGUGUCCGCAGCAGACCGCUACAAUGCUGCCGGGGCCAGUUACCAGCUGAUCCGUGGCCUGGGGCAAGAGUGCGUGCUGAGCACUUGCUCUGCAGUGCAGGCAUUGCAGAUCUCCUUAGUUUUUUCCAAAGAGUUUGGUUUGCUUGUAUUUAUCCGGAAGUCACUUAGCAUUGAUGAAUUUCGUGAUUGUAGAGAAGAAGCCCUAAAAUUUUUAUGUGUUUUCUUAGAAAAAAUUGACCAGAAGGUUCUGCAUUACUCUUUUGAUAUUAAGAAUACUUGUAUCAGUGUUUAUACAAAAGAUAGAACUGCUAAAUGUAAAAUUCCAGCCUUAGAUCUUCUGAUUAAGUUACUUAAGAUACUAAGAAGUUCCAGAGUCAUGGAUGAAUUUAAGAUCGGAGAAUUAUUUAACAAAUUCUAUGGAGAACUUGUAUCAAAAUCAAAACUACCUGAUACAGUUUUAGAAAAAGUCUAUGAGCUCCUGGGAGUGUUAGGUGAGGUUCAUCCUAGUGAAAUGGUAAAUCAUUCAGAAAACCUGUUCCGGGCAUUUCUGGGAGAGCUUAAGACCCAGAUGACAUCUACAGUCAGAGAACCUAAAUUUCCUGUCCUAGCUGGCUGUCUAAAGGGACUGUCCUCACUUCUGUGCAACUUCACCAAGUCCAUGGAAGAAGAUCCCCAGACUUCAAAGGAAAUAUUUGGUUUUACAUUAAAAGCAAUUCGUCCUCAGAUUGAGAUGAAGCGAUACGCUGUGCCCUUAGCUGGCCUACGACUACUUACCCUACAUGCAUCUCAAUUUACUACCUGCCUUCUGGACAACUAUAUUACUUUAUUUGAAGUACUGUCAAAGUGGUGUAACCAUACAAAUGUGGAAUUAAAAAAAGCUGCACAUUCAGCCCUGGAGUCCUUCCUGAAACAGAUUUCAUUUACUGUGGCAGAAGAUGCAGAGUUGCAUAAGAGUAAGCUGAAGUACUUCAUGGAACAGUUCUAUGGAAUCAUCAGAAAUGCAGAUUCAAACAACAAGGACUUAGCCAUUGCUAUUCGUGGAUAUGGACUAUUUGCGGGACCUUGCAAGGUUAUAAAUGCAAAAGAUGUUGACUUCAUGUACGUGGAGCUCAUUCAGCGCUGUAAGCAGAUGUUCCUCACUCAGACAGAUGCUACUGAGGAUCAUGUUUACCAGAUGCCAAGUUUCCUUCAGUCUAUUGCAAGUGUGUUGCUUUACCUUGACACAGUUCCAGAGGUAUAUACUCCAGUACUGGAACAUCUCAUGGUGGUACAGAUAGACAGCUUCCCUCAGUAUAGUCCCAAAAUGCAGUUGGUGUGUUGUAAAGCACUAGUAAAAGUUUUCCUAUCCUUAACAGAGAAGGGACCAGUUCACUGGAAUUGCAUUAGUGCUGUGGUGCAUCAAGGUUUAAUUCGAAUAUGUUCUAAACCAGUGGUUCUUCAAAAGGAUGUUGAGUCAAGGUCUGAAAACCGUUGGGCCUCGGAGGAAGUCAGAAUGGGCAGGUGGAAAGUACCCACAUACAAAGACUACGUGGAUCUUUUUCAGAAUCUUUUAGGCUGUGACCAGAUGGCGGAUUUUAUCUUAGGAGAUGAAACAUUUCUUUUUGUAAAUUCCUCCCUUAAAAGUCUGAAUCAUUUACUCUAUGAUGAAUUUAUAAGAUCAGUUUUGAAGAUUGUGGAAAAGUUGGAUCUUACACUGGAAAAACAGACUACUGGAGAGCAGGAGGACGAACGCACUGCUGAUGUCUGGGUGAUCCCAACUUCAGAUCCAGCCGCUAACUUGCACCCUAUAAAACCAAAUGAUUUUUCAGCAUUCAUUAACCUGGUGGAGUUUUGCAGGGAGAUUCUUCCUAAGAAACAAGUAAGCUUUUUUGAGCCAUGGGUGUACUCAUUUGCAUAUGAGUUAAUUUUACAGUCUACACGCUUACCACUCAUCAGUGGUUUCUACAAAUUGCUUUCUAUUGCAGUGAAAAAUGCCAGGAAAAUAAAAUAUUUUGAGGGAGUUAGCCCAAAGUGUCUGAAACAUUCUCCUGAAAAUACAGAAAAGCAUUCUUGCUUUGCUUUAUUUGCAAAAUUUGGCAAAGAGGUGUCAGUUAAAAUGAAGCAGUACAAGGAUGAACUUUUGGCUUCUUGUUUAACAUUUGUUCUGUCCUUGCCACCUGACAUCAUUAAACUUGAUGUUCGAGCCUAUGUUCCUGCAUUGCAGAUGGCUUUCAAGCUGGGCCUGAGCCAUCUGCCAUUGGCAGAAAUAGGUCUGCAUGCCCUUAAAGAAUGGUCAGUUCACAUUGACAAGUCUAUAAUGCAGCCUUACUACAAAGACAUCGUCCCCUGCCUUGAUGGAUACCUGAAUACGUCAACCUUAUCAGAUGAAACCAAGAGCCACUGGGAAGUGUCAGCACUUUCUCGGGCUGCUCGGAAGGGAUUUAAUAGAGAUGUAGUGAAGCUUCUGAAAAGGACAAGAAAUGUUACAUCUGACGAAGCACUGUCCUUAGAAGAAAUAAGAAUUAGAGUAGUACAAAUACUUGGAUCUCUGGGAGGACAAAUAAACAAAAAUCUUAUAACAGCUACAUCAGGAGAAAGGAUGAAGAAGUAUGUGGCGUGGGACAGGGAGAAAAGACUCAGCUUUGCAGUACCCUUCAGAGAGAUGAAGCCUGUCAUCUAUCUGGAUGUCUUUCUGCCUCGGGUCACUGAAUUGGCUCUUUCUGCUAGUGAUCGACAAACUAAAGUAGCAGCUUGUGAACUGUUACACAGCAUGGUUAUGUUCAUGUUGGGAAGAGCCACUCAGAUGCCUGAAGGUCAGGGGUUGCCUCCCAUGUACCAGCUUUAUAAGCACAUGUUUCCUGUGCUGCUUAAACUUGCAUGUGAUGUGGAUCAAGUGACAAGGCAACUCUAUGAACCACUUGUUAUGCAGCUCAUCCACUGGUUUACUAACAAUAAGAAAUUCGAAAGUCAAGAUACUGUCGCCUUAUUAGAAGCCAUACUGGAUGGCAUUGUGGAUCCUGUUGACAGUACUUUAAGAGAUUUUUGUGGACAGUGUGUUCAAGAAUUCCUCAAAUGGUCCAUUAAGCAAACAACACCUCAGCAGCAAGAGAAGAGCCCAGUAAACAGCAAGUCACUUUUCAAGCGGCUCUACAGCCUUGCACUACAUCCUAAUGCGUUCAAGAGGCUAGGCGCAGCACUUGCUUUUAAUCACAUCUACAAGGAAUUCAGGGAAGAAGGAUCCCUGGUAGAACAGUUUGUUUUUGAAGCCUUAGUGACAUAUAUGGAAAGUCUGGCCUUGGCACAUGCAGAUGAGAAAUCCUUAGGUACAAUUCAGCAGUGCUGUGAUGCCAUUGAUCACCUAAGACGCAUCAUUGAAAAGAAGUACAUUUCUUUAAACAAAGCAAAAAAGCGGCGUUUGCCACGGGGAUUUCCACCUUUGACAUCAUUAUGUUUAUUGGAUCUGGUCAAGUGGCUUUUCGCUCACUGUGGAAGACCCCAGACAGAAUGUCGACACAAGUCCAUAGAACUCUUUUAUAAAUUUGUUCCUUUAUUACCAGGCAACAAAUCCCCUUCUUUAUGGUUGAGAGAUCUUAUAAAAGCGGAAGGUAUUUCUUUUCUCAUAAACACAUUUGAAGGAGGGGCAAGCAGCAGCGGUCAGCCAUCAGGCAUUCUUGCUCAGCCAACCCUCCUCCACUUGCAAGGGCCAGUCAGCCUGCGAGGAAUGCUCCAGUGGCUGGACCACCUCCUUGCAGCACUGGAGUGCUACAACACAUUUAUCGAGGAGAAGACUGUACAAGUGCAAGAGGUCCUGGGUACUGAAGUACAGUCUUCACUUUUGAAGUCUGUGGCCUUCUUUUUGGAAAGCAUAGCAACAUGUGAUGCUAGAACAGUAGAACAACGCUUUGGCACUGGGCUGACCGGCCCUCCCAGUGUCCAAGAGGAAGAAAAAUACAAUUACAGCAAAUGCACAGUCUUGGUCCGGAUUAUGGAAUUUACCACAACCCUGCUCGUCACCUUUCCAGAAGAUUGCAAGCUCCUGGAGAAGGACUUGUGUAACACAAAGCUUAUGAAGGUCUUAGUGAAAAUGCUCUGUGAGCCCCUGAGCAUAGGUUUCAAUAUUGGCGACGUCCAGGUUAUGAACCAUCUUCCCAGCAUUUGUGUGAACCUGCUGAAAGCAUUGAGGAAGUCCCCAUACAGAGACAAGCUGGAGACUCACCUGAAGGAGAAAGUGACAGCACAGAGUGUUGAAGAGCUCUGUGCUAUUAACUUGUGUAGCUCUGCAGCUUGCCAAGAAAGGACCAAGUUGCUGUCUCUCUUAUCAGCUUGUAAACAGCUUCACAAAGCUGGUUUCUCUCAUAUUAUAUCUGCAUCUCAGUCUACAGCAUUAAACCAUUCCAUUGGCAUGAGACUGCUGUCCUUGGUUUAUAAUGGCAUUGCGCCUGCACAGGAAAAGCAGUACCUGCAGUCUUUGGAUCCCAGCUGUAAGAGCCUGGCCAGUGGACUCCUGGAAUUAGCCUUUGCUUUUGGAGGACUGUGUGAGCAUCUUGUGAGUUUGCUCCUGAAUUCAUCAAUGUUGUCUACACAAUAUCUGGGCAGUUCACAGAGAAACAUUAGCUUCUCCCAUGGGGAGUAUUUCUACAGUUUGUUUCCAGAAGUAAUCAACACUGAACUGUUGAAAAGUCUUGAUGUUACUGUAUCAAGGCUUCUGGAGUCAUCUUCAGAUAAUCCCAAAAUGGUGAGUACUAUUUUAAAUGGUAUGUUAGAUAUGAGCUUCAGGGAUCGAGCUGUUCAGAAACACCAAGGACUGAAGCUUGCGACUGCAAUUCUGCAAAACUGGAGGAAGUGUGAUUCAUGGUGGGCCCCAGAUUCUGCUCCAGAGAGCAAAACGACUGUGCUGUCCUUACUGGCAAAAAUGUUGCAGAUUGAUUCAACUUUAUCUUUUGAUACAAAUCACAGCUCAUUUUCUGAAAUCUUCACAACGUAUGCUAAUCUACUUGCAGAUACAAAGUUGGGUCUACACUUAAAGGGCCAAGCCGUCAUCCUUCUUCCAUUCUUCACCAGAGUGACAGAAGACAGGCUAGGAGACCUAAAGCACAUUCUGGAAAAGUUCAUUGUUCUUAAUUUCCCCAUGAAGUCUGACGAAUUUCCUCCUGAUUCCCUGAAGUACAAUAAUUAUGUGGACUGCAUGAAAAAGUUCCUAGAUGCUUUGGAAUUAUCUCAGAGUCCUAUGUUGCUUCAGUUGAUGACAGACAUUCUUUGUAGGGAACAGCAACAUAUUAUGGAAGAAUUGUUCCAAACCACCUUCAAAAGGAUCGCUAGGCGGAGUCCAUGUGUCACACAAUUAAAUCUUUUGGAAAGUGUAUACACAAUGUUCCGGAAGGGUGGCCUCCUUUCAGAUGUCACUCAGGCAUUCGUGGAUCGCUCUCUCCUCACCUUGUUGUGGCACUGUGACUUGGACACACUGAAAGAGUUCUUUAGCAGAAUUGUGGUGGAGGCCAUUGAUGUGUUGAAGUCCAGAUUUACAAAGCUAAAUGACACUUUUGACACUCAAAUCACCAAGAAGAUGUGCUAUUACAAGAUGCUAGCUGUGAUGUAUUCUCGUCUUUUAAAAGAUGAUGUUCACUCUAAAGAAUCUAAAAUUAAUCAAGCUUUCCAAGGCUCCUGUGUUGCAGAAGGAAAUGAACUUACAAAGACACUUCUUAAGUUGUGCCACGAUGCAUUUACAGAGAACAUGGCAGGGGAAAGCCAGUUACUGGAAAAGAGAAGACUUUAUCAUUGUGCUGCAUACAACUGUGCCAUUUCUCUGAUAAGCCGAGUCUUCAAUGAGUUGAAAUUUUACCAAGGGUUUUUGUUUAGUGAAAAACCAGAAAAGAAUUUGUUUAUUUUUGAAAAUUUGAUAGACCUGAAACGUUGCUAUACAUUUCCUAUAGAAGUUGAGGUUCCUAUGGAAAGAAAGAAAAAGUACGUUGAAAUUAGGAAAGAGGCCAGGGAUGCAGCAAAUGGGGCUUCAGGCAAUCCUCGUUAUAUGUCUUCAUUGUCAUAUUUAACAGAGAGUAGCCUAAGUGAAGAAAUGAGUCAAUUUGAUUUCUCAACUGGAGUUCAGAGCUAUUCAUACAGUUCUCAAGAUCGUAAACCUACGACGGGCCAUUUUCAGAGAAGGGAGCAUCAAGAUUCCAUGGCUCAGGAUGACAUCAUAGAGUUAGAGAUGGAUGAGCUCAAUCAACAUGAAUGUAUGGCACCCAUGACAUCCCUGAUUAAACACAUGCAGAGAAAUGUGAUUGCACCCAAGGGACAAGAGGGUUCAAUAUCAAAAGAUCUUCCACCUUGGAUGAAAUUUCUCCAUGACAAACUAGAAAAUGCGUCAGUAUCUUUAAAUAUCCGUCUCUUCUUAGCCAAGCUUGUUAUUAAUACAGAAGAGGUCUUUCGCCCUUAUGCAAAGCACUGGCUGGGCCCCCUGCUACAGCUAGCUGUUUGUGAGAACAUUGGAGAAGGAAUUCACUACAUGAUAGUAGAAAUAGUAGCUACCAUUCUCUCUUGGACAGGCUUGGCUACACCUACAGGAGUCCCUAAAUAUGAAGUCUUAGCAAAUCGAUUGCUUUAUUUUCUAAUGAAAUAUGUCUUCCAUCCCAAAAGAGCUGUGUUUAGACACAACCUUGAAAUCAUUAAAACCCUUGUUGAAUGCUGGAAGGAGUGUCUGUCCAUCCCUUACAGGUUAAUAUUUGAAAAAUUUUCCAAUAAGGACCCCAAUUCUAAAGACAAUUCUGUAGGAAUUCAAUUAUUGGGCAUUGUAGUAGCUAAUAACUUGCCUCCCUAUGACCUAAAGGGUGACAUCACGAGUGCCAUGUAUUUUGAAGCUUUAGUCAAUAACAUGUCCUUUGUGAAGUAUAAAGAAGUAUAUGCAGCUGCAGCAGAAGUUCUAGGACUCAUUCUUCAACAUGUUACUGAGAGAAAACACGUGAUAGCAGAGUCGGUAUAUGAACUGGUUGUAAAACAACUAAAGCAACAUCAAAAUACUAUGGAAGACAAAUUUAUCGUAUGCUUAAACAAAAUAGUGAAGGGCUUCCCUCCUCUUGCUGACAGGUUCUUGAAUGCUUUGUUCUUUCUGCUGCCAAAAUUUCAUGGAGUAAUGAAGACGCUUUGUCUGGAAGUGGUACUUUGUCGAGCAGAGGCGAUCACAGGCCUAUACUUACAGUUAAAGAGUAAGGACUUUCUUCAAGUCAUGAGACAUAGAGAUGAUGAAAGACAAAAGGUGUGUUUGGAUAUAAUUUAUAAGAUGGUGGCAAAAUUAAAACCAACGGAACUCCGAGAACUUCUGAAUCCUGUUGUGGAAUUUGUUUCCCAUCCUUCUCCAACAUGUAGAGAACAAAUGUAUAAUAUUCUUAUGUGGAUUCAUGACAAUUACAGAGAUCCAGAGAGUCAAAUGGAUGAAGACUCCCAGGAAAUAUUUAAACUCGCAAAAGAUGUGCUGAUUCAAGGACUGAUUGAUGAGAACCUUGGACUCCAACUAAUUAUUCGGAAUUUCUGGAGCCAUGAAACGAGAUUGCCAUCCAAUACAUUGGACCGAUUGUUGGCAUUAAAUUCUUUAUAUUCUCCCAAGAUAGAAGUCCACUUUUUAAGUUUAGCAACAAAUUUUCUGCUUGAAAUGACCAGGAUGAGCCCAGAUUAUCUAAACCCCAUUUUUGAGCAUCCUCUUUCAGAAUGUGAAUUUCAGGAAUAUACUAUAGAUCCUGACUGGCGUUUUCGUAGUACUGUUCUUACCCCGAUGUUUAUUGAGACCCAGGCCUUUCCAAGUACUCUCAAUACCCAAACCCAAGAAGGGUCCCCGUCAGACCGAAGGCAGAAGCCUGGACAAGUGCGGGCCACCCAACAGCAGUAUGAUUUCACUCCAACACAAACUUCAGUUGAAAGGAGCUCAUUUGAUUGGCUAACUGGAAGCAGCAUUGACCUAAUGGCAGAUCAUACAGUCUUCUCUUCAGAGUCCUUGUCUUCUUCCUUGCUGUUUUCCCACAAGAAGAGUGAAAAGUCACAAAGAGUAUCCUGGAAGUCAGUAGGACCUGACUUCGGGACAAAAAAGCUGGGCCUGCCUGGUGAUGAGGUGGAUAACCAAGUAAAAAGUGGCACUCACAGCCAGACAGAAAUUCUGAGAUUACGCAGACGAUUUUUAAAGGACCAAGAAAAACUGAGUUUGCUGUAUGCCAAAAGGGGUCUCAUGGAGCAAAAACUAGAAAAGGAUAUCAAGAGUGAGUUAAAAAUGAAGCAGGAUGCCCAGGUUGUUCUUUACAGAAGUUAUCGUCAUGGCGACCUUCCUGAUAUCCAGAUCCAGCACAGCAGUCUGAUCACCCCCUUGCAGGCUGUGGCCCAGAAAGACCCAAUAAUUGCAAAACAACUCUUCAGCAGCUUGUUUUCUGGGAUUUUGAAAGAAAUGCAUAAAUUUAGGACCACAUCUGAAAAGAACAUCAUCAUCCAAAAUUUGCUUCAAGACUUCAACCGCUUCCUCAAUACAACUUUCUUGUUCUUUCCACCCUUUGUCUCUUGCAUCCAGGAAAUAAGUUGCCAACACGUAGACUUGCUGACACUUGACCCAGCCGCAGUUCGAGUGGGAUGCCUGGCCAGUCUGCAACAGCCUGGAGGUAUUCGUCUUCUGGAAGAGGCCCUACUUCACCUGCUGCCCAAGGAACCACCCACCAAACGAAUCCGGGGCAAGACUUGCUUGCCUCCCGAUGUUCUCCGGUGGAUGGAACUUGCUAAACUCUAUCGAUCAAUUGGGGAAUAUGAUGUCCUCCAUGGCAUUUUUAGCAGCGAGUUAGGAACAAAGCAGGACACUCAGAACGCACUGUUAGCAGAAGCCAGAAGUGAUUAUUUUCAAGCUGCUAACUUGUAUAAGGAGGCUUUAAAUAAAUUGGAGUGGUUAGAUGGUGAACCCACAGAAGCUGAGAAGGAGUUCUGGGAGAUGGCAUCCCUUGACUGUUACAACAACCUCUCUCAAUGGAAAGAACUUGAGUACAGGUCUACAGUCAAUAUAGGCAGUGAGAACUCUCUUGAUCUAAGUAAAAUGUGGAGCAAACCAUUUUACCAGGAGACGUAUCUUCCUUAUGUGAUCCGCAGCAAACUGAAGCUCUUGCUUCAAGGAGAAGACAACCAGUCUCUGCUAACAUUUGUGGAUGAAGCCAUGCACAAAGAGCUGCAGCAGAUGGUCCUAGAACUUCAGUAUAGUCAAGAGCUGAGUCUUCUUUACAUCUUACAGGAUGAUAUUGACAGAGCCACAUACUACAUUAAAAAUGCCAUUCAGAUUUUCAUGCAAAAUUAUUCUAGUAUUGAUGUCCUCUUGUAUAGAAGUAGACUCGCCAAAUUACAGUCUGUACAGACUUUAGCAGAAAUUGAGGAGUUCCUCAAUUUUAUACGUAAACAUGGUGAUUUAUCAUCUCUGGGUCCCCUAAGGAGGCUUCUGAAAACCUGGACCAGCAGAUACCCAGAUACUGUGACAGACCCAAUGCACAUCUGGGAUGACAUCAUCACAAAUCGCUGCUUUUUUCUCAGUAAAAUAGAGGAGAGACUGACUGUUUCUCCAGGAGAUCACAGUAUGAGUGUGGAUGAGGAUGAAGAUUCCUUUGCCAGGGAAGGGUCCGAGCCAAAGGAAGAUGCUCAUCACAUCCUUCAGAGCUGCAGAUUCACCAUGAAGAUGAAGAUGAUAGAAAGCUCCUGGAAGCAGAAUAAUUUCUCACUUUCCAUGAAACUCCUGAAAGAAAUGCAUAAAGAAUCAAAAAUAAGAGAGUCUUGGCGAAUGCAGUGGAUACACAGUUUCUGCCAGCUGAACCACUGCCGGAGCCACACUCAGAGCCCUCAGGAACAAGUCCUCACCAUGCUCAAGACCAUCACACUGUUGGAUGAAAGUGAUAUUUCAAACUACUUAAAUAAAAACAUUCAGGCCUUUUGUGACCAGAACAUCCUCUUGGGCACAAGUUGCAGGAUCAUGGCUGAUGCUCUCAGCAGGGAGCCAGCCUGCCUGUCUGGCCUGGAGAAAAGUAAGACGGAAUCCAUCUUUGCACUUUCCGGAUCUAAUACGGAGAACACAGAGAGGGUAAUCUCAGGUCUGUACCAGAGAGCAUUCCAUCACCUCUCCAUGGCUGUGCAGUCAGCUGAAGAGGAGACCCAACUUUCCUGUUGGGGCCAUGAGGCUGCAGCUGAGAGGGCCCAUGCUUAUAUGACACUGGUAGGUUUCUGUGACCAACAACUCCGAAAGGUAGAAGAGAGUGCAUCCACUGCCUCACAGAAGAUAAGUACAGAACUGGAAGGAUAUCCAGCACUUGUGGUGGAGAAAAUGUUGAGAGCGUUAAAGUUGAACUCUUCUGAAGCCAGGCUGAAAUUUCCUAGAUUACUUCAGAUUAUAGAACAAUAUCCAGAAGAGACCGUAAACAUAAUAAUAAAAGAGAUUUCAUCCAUUCCUUGCUGGCAGUUCAUUGGCUGGAUCGGCCACAUGGUUGCCUUACUGGACAAAGAGGAAGCUAUUGCGGUGCAGCAUACCGUGGAAGAAAUUGCUGAUAACUAUCCACAGGCCAUUAUCUACCCUUUUAUAAUAAGCAGUGAAAGCUACUCCUUUCAAAAUACUUCUUCUGGCCAUAAUAAUAAAGCAUUUGUUGAGAGGAUAAAAAGUAAACUUGAUCAAGGAGGAGUGAUUCAAGGUUUUAUUAAUGCCUUAGACCAGCUCUCCAAUCCUGAUAUGCUCUUUAAGGACUGGGUUAAUGAUACAAAAGAUGAACUAGGAAAGAAUCCUGUGAAUAAGAAAAAUAUUGAAAAAUUGUAUGAAAGGAUGUAUGCUGCCUUGGGUGACUUUCGGGCUCCAGGCCUGGGGCCCUUUCGGAGGAAGUUCAUACAGACCUUUGGGAAAGAAUUUGUCAAAAGCUUUGGGAAUGGUGGUUCUAAGCUGCUUACAAUGAAGCUCGAUGAGUUUCGCAAUAUCACUGACUCACUAUUUGUAAGGAUGAGAAAAGACUCAAAGCUACCUGGGAACCUGAAAGAGUAUUCCCCCUGGAUGAGUGAGUUCACAGUGAAGAGUGAACUGGAGAUUCCUGGACAAUAUGAUGGGAAGAGCAAACCAUUGCCUGAGUAUCAUGUGCGGAUCUCUGGAUUUGACGAGCGGGUAAAAGUAAUGGUCUCCUUGAGGAAACCAAAGCGCAUUGUUAUUCGAGGCCAUGAUGAAAAGGAAUACCCAUUCCUGGUAAAAGGUGGUGAGGACCUCCGACAAGACCAGCGCAUUGAGCAGCUCUUUGAGGUCAUGAAUGCCAUCCUCUCUCAGGAUGCUGCCUGCAGUCAGAGAAACAUGCAGUUAAGGACUUACCGUGUUGUGCCCAUGACCUCUAGAUUAGGAUUAAUUGAAUGGAUUGAAAAUACUAUGACCUUGAAGGACCUUCUUUUGAGUAAUAUGUCACAAGAGGAGAAAGUGGCUUAUGACAGUGAUUCCAAAGCACCAAUUUAUGACUACAGAGACUGGCUGAUAAAAGUGUCAGGGAGAAGUGAUGUUAAAGGCUACACACUAAUGUACAGAGCUAACCGUACAGAAACAGUUACGGCUUUUAGAAGAAGGGAAAAUAAAGUACCUGCUGAUCUCUUAAAGCGGGCCUUUGUGAAGAUGAGCACCAGCCCUGAGGCCUUCCUGGCACUUCGUUCCCACUUUGCCAGUUCUCACGCACUGCUGUGCAUCAGCCACUGGCUCCUUGGUAUUGGAGACAGACACCUGAACAAUUUCAUGGUGGCCAUGGAAACAGGCAGUGUGAUUGGAAUUGACUUUGGACAUGCUUUUGGAUCAGCUACUCAGUUUCUUCCAAUCCCUGAGUUGAUGCCUUUUCGUCUAACCCGCCAAUUUAUCAGUCUCAUGUUGCCAAUGAAAGAAACGGGUCUUGUGUGCACAGUCAUGGUGCAUGCACUGAGGGCUUUCCGCUCGUGUGCAGGUCUGCUCACUGAUACCAUGGAAGUUUUUGUGAAGGAACCCUCCUUUGAUUGGAAGGGUUUUGAGCAGACGAUGCUAAGAAAAGGAGGAUCAUGGAUUCAAGAAAUAAAUGUAACUGAAAAGAAUUGGUAUCCACAACACAAAAUACGCUAUGCUAAGAGAAAGUUAGCAGGGGCCAACCCAGCAGUUAUAACUUGUGAUGAACUACGUCUAGGCCAUGAAGCUUCACCAGCCUUCAGAAGUUAUGUAGCUGUAGCUCGAGGCAACAAAGACUACAACAUUCGUGCACAAGAGCCAGAGAGUAGACUUUCAGAAGAGACUCAAGUGAAGUGCUUGGUGGAUCAGGCGACAGACCCCAACAUCCUUGGCAGGACUUGGGAAGGAUGGGAGCCUUGGAUGUAAAGCCUAUGAGUGUCACCAACCAUAAAGCAUUCUGUCUCCGAGAGUCUCCUAGACCUUCACCGAUGGCAGGAUAUUACUGACAGACUGAAUCAAUCUACUUUAGAGUGCUGGUGAGAUGGCUCAGGGAUAAAGGCACUCAUUACCAACCCUAAUGUCCUAACUAACUUCAAUCCCUGAGACCCAUAUUGGAGGCAAUGAACCAACUCUUGGAAGUUGUCCUUUGACCUCCACACAUGUGCCAUGUGUUAUAUUCACCCACACAUACCCACACAUAAAUACAUAUGCAUACAUGUAAAUACAAAAAAUAUGACAAAUAUUAAAUAUUUCUUUCUUGUUUCAAAGAA